GGUCUCUCAGUGCGAAGUGGGUUCACUGCAGCUCCACCCACACCGUGUCGGACGGAUUAAGGUUCUAUCCUUUUCUGAGAAGUGUGUAAACCUUCGUGUUCCCUGUUCAGUGUGGGAUGCUAGCGGACCGGUGGCGAGCCGAGGCUGAAGGAGCAUGGUGAAGCACCAACCCUUGCAGCAGGUCUAUGAGAAGCAGCUGUGUUUGUCCUUCCUCACUGGGAUCUAUGGCUGCCGCUGGAAACGCUACCAGCGUUCCCAUGACAACAGCUCCAAGUGGGAAUGUGCAUGGUUCAUCAUCUUGUGCAGCACCUUCUCCCUGCUCCUCUUCUGGGCUUACUUCUGGUUGGAGGCCCACAAUGACUACAACCAAUUCAACUGGUUACUAUACAACCGUUCUGGGGAAUGGAAGGACGGCACUGUCCCCAUUCUCGCAACCACCGCAGUUGGCUUUAGUUACAUAACAUUUUUAAUGAUUUUAGCACUCUGUCAUAUUUCACUGGGACAGCAGCUGAACCUCUACUGGAUCCACAAGAUUAGUGUGUUGGCUGCCAUGAUCACCACUGUCAGUGGUGUGGUCUCCAUCAGUGACGUGUGGGGGGACGAAUGGGACAUCAUUCUUAUAUCGCUACAGUCCACAGGUCCUUUCCUGCACAUAGGAGCUCUGGCUGCUGUCACAGCGCUGGGUUGGCUGGUCGCUGGACAUGUGAUCCGUGCAGGGAGAACCAAGUUCCACUUGAUUGUGCUGCUUGUCUACCUAAGUGUCCUGCUGGUCCUCUACAUGGCUCCCCUUGCCAUCACCUCACCCUGCAUCAUGGACAGGAACAGCCUCAAACCUCGACCUGAUGUCAUUGGAAGACGGGGGGCUCCAAUGCUGGCUCCAGAGAACACCCUGAUGUCCUUCAACAAGGCCCUGCAACAGGGGGUCAGCUCCCUGGAGGCCGACGUCUCCGUCAGUCUGGACGGGGUGCCCUUCCUGAUGCGAGACCGCACCCUGAGAAGGACCACUAACAUCGCCAAGGUCUUUCCAGACAAACAGCACGAGGACGCCUCUCUCUUCAAUUGGACAGAGAUUCGCUCUCUAAAUGCGGGGCAGUGGUUUUUGGAGAGCGACCCCUACUGGACGGUUGGGUCUCUGACAGGGAGGGACCGGAACCGAAUGGGGAAUCUGACAGUGUGUAGCCUGGUAGAGAUGCUCCGCCUGACAGCCAGGGCCAACCGCUCAGCCCUGUUAAACCUCCAUAGACCUCCCCCAGAACACCCACACUACAAGACCUGGAUCAUGGACACCCUGUGGGCCGUCCAGAGGUCUGGGAUAUCACAGAAGAGGGUGACGUGGACCCCGGACACAGACAGGGGCCGUGUCAGGGGGCUGCAGCAGACCUCCUUAGAGAAACUGUCAGUGGAGGAGCUCAGACACAGGGGCAUCAGCAGCCUCACCCUGCGCUACUCACAGGCCAGUAACAAGGACAUUCAGGACUUCCUGGUGAACAACAUGAGUGUGAUGGUGUACCCGGUGAAUGAGCCGUGGCUCUACUCAGUGCUGUGGUGCAGCGGAGUGCCUUCUGUCUCCUCCGACGCCCCCCAGGUCCUCCGCAAGGUGCCCUACCCCAUCUGGCUCAUGAGCCCAUAUGAAUACUGCUUAGUCUGGAUCACCUCAGAUCUUGUCUCCAUCGCCAUAGUUACAGGAAUAUUCAUCUUUCAAAAAUGGAGGAUGAGUGGCAUGCAGAACUACAACCCAGAGCAGAUCAUGCUGAGUGCUGUGACACGCCGGCCCAGCCGAGACGUCAACAUCAUGAAGGAGAAACUCAUAUUCUCAGAGGUAAGCAAUGGAGUAACCAAUACAGAUGAACAUUUAUAUCCAGAGAAUGGCUAUGACAUUGGGCAGUACAAGUGAGCUGUGUCUGUAUACCUGGAGAAUGGCCAGGACAAUGGGCAGUUCAGAUGAAUUGUCUCUAUAUCCUGAGAAUGGCAAUGCAAUGCGCAGUACAGAUGUGUUGUCUCUGUACCUGUUUGAGCUGGUUGUGCCAACUACACUUAUGACGACAUCACACGGAGACUGCAACAGACAGAAUCACAAUGGCUGCUACUUUAAACUUAGAUGUUUCCGCCAACAUGUUAGAACUUUGAACUUCUAAAAGUUGUGAAUGUUCAAUGUUUUGAAGACUGUUGAUCUACUUGCUGGAGUGACCUUUUUAAAAGUUGUAUUUCAAGCUCUGAAGGAUCAUGGGAUGUUUUUUCUUCUCAACUUUUUGUAAAUAUGACUUUUUGUUUUUCAGUUAUUUUCUUUUCCCUCUGAGAGGAUUGUCAUGGUUUGGUGUUCUAAAUACACUGCUCAAAAAAAUAAAGGGAACACUAAAAUAACACAUCCUAGAUCUGAAUGAAUGAAAUAUUCUUAUUAA
Molecule: messenger RNA, 2399 nt
Organism: Salvelinus namaycush (lake trout)
Lineage: Eukaryota; Metazoa; Chordata; Actinopteri; Salmoniformes; Salmonidae
Product: glycerophosphodiester phosphodiesterase domain-containing protein 5-like
Exons: 16
Coding region: 155-1894 (579 amino acids)
Biological process (GO): positive regulation of neuron differentiation; lipid metabolic process
Cellular component (GO): plasma membrane
Molecular function (GO): glycerophosphodiester phosphodiesterase activity
Source: RefSeq, a predicted model, not a curated record